AUGGAGUAUCAUCCUUACGCGCUUGAAUCCUUACCUCCGUUUCCUCGCUCCGAUUUCACUCCUCACGGCGGCUUGAUUACCUUCUCCGACACGCAACAAGACUUUCUCCACCUCCAACAACAACAACACUGUCCAGAAUCGAUGUUCACAGACUCGCCUCUCUCACUCCUCACUCGCGACUACCUGACCGAGUCGACUCGGCUCAAAAACCUCUUCUCCCAUGACGCACCGUUUCUCCACUUGCCAGAUCUCAAAUCCGUGGAAGACGCGAAGUCUCCUCCGAGACAGCGUCAUGUCGGCUCGCGAGUCAACGACACCUUCUCUAAACCUCAGUGUGUUCACGGUUCUAAGACGGUGUCAGAAAGAAUCAGAUCGUUGGAGAAAAUCAUGCCGUGGGAGACGAAGAUGAGUUUAGCGAAGACUCUCGAGGAAACGCACAAGUACAUCACGUAUCUUCAGUCUCAGAUCGCUUCUCUUCGUUGGAUGCCUCUCGAAUCCGUCUACCCAACCCACCCCAGGGAACAGGACGUAGGUGGAACCAACGCUCUGCUCAAAUCUCUGACGAGACAACAGCUUCUGCAGGUGAUUGCAAACUCUCCAGGCUCACGAAACGUGCUCUACACGCGACGCGUUUGUGUCUUCUCCUAUGAACAGCUACUCUCCGUCAGGAUGAUGGCUGACUCGGCAAGAAACCUCUAA
Molecule: messenger RNA, 699 nt
Organism: Eruca vesicaria subsp. sativa (arugula)
Lineage: Eukaryota; Viridiplantae; Streptophyta; Magnoliopsida; Brassicales; Brassicaceae
Source: the annotation of a GenBank genome assembly